This is a messenger RNA of Nicotiana attenuata, 1848 nucleotides long. Its product is annotated as AP-2 complex subunit mu. NCBI's taxonomy places the organism in Eukaryota, Viridiplantae, Streptophyta, Magnoliopsida, Solanales, Solanaceae. Gene Ontology annotation, biological process: intracellular protein transport; endocytosis. The transcript is spliced from 13 exons. Bases 216 to 1535 code for a protein of 439 amino acids. The record is from RefSeq and is a predicted model, not a curated record. Gene Ontology annotation, cellular component: clathrin adaptor complex; cytoplasmic vesicle.
GUCAGACGAAAAGCACGUGCCGUCGUCUUCAUUUCGUUGAAAUUAGAAAAUACCGAAGACGGCGAUUUAAGCUGCUCCAACUGGCGACAUUUCUCUCCUACCCAAGCAUUUCAAUAGUAAUAUCUAAUUGUUCUUCCUACAUUUUUAUUCCCUUUCAAUUGAAGAAUUAGAUCUGAGUUGGUCGAAGCUUCUAGAUCCCUUUUGGUGUAGCAGCCAUGCCUGUGGCAGCUUCAGCUGUAUACUUCCUUAAUCUCCGCGGCGAUGUCCUUAUCAACCGCCUCUACCGUGACGAUGUCGGGGGUAAUAUGGUAGAUGCCUUCCGGAUGCAUAUAAUGCAGACAAAAGAGCUUGGGACAUGUCCUGUCAGGCAGAUUGGAGGCUGCUCUUUCUUCUACAUGAGAAUCAGCAAUGUAUAUAUUGUGAUUGUAGUUAGCAGCAAUGCAAAUGUCGCAUGUGCAUUCAAGUUUGUUGUUGAGGCUGUUGCACUAUUCAAAUCUUAUUUCGGUGGUGCUUUUGAUGAAGAUGCCAUUCGUAAUAACUUUGUUUUAAUCUAUGAGCUUUUGGAUGAGAUAAUGGACUUUGGUUACCCUCAAAAUCUUUCACCUGAAAUCUUGAAGCUCUAUAUUACUCAGGAAGGGGUUCGCUCACCCUUUUCAUCUAAGCAGCCUUUAGAUAAGCCAGUUCCAAAUGCAACAUUACAAGUCACGGGUGCUGUUGGUUGGCGCAGGGAGGGUCUUGUUUAUAAGAAGAAUGAGGUGUUUCUGGAUAUCGUGGAAAGUGUUAAUCUGCUUAUGUCUUCAAAAGGUAGUGUGCUCCGUUGUGAUGUAACUGGGAAAGUUCUCAUGAAAUGCUUCCUUUCUGGAAUGCCUGAUUUGAAGUUGGGGUUAAAUGAUAAAAUUGGCCUUGAGAAAGAGUCACAGCUUAAAUCCCGUCCAACUAAGAGCGGAAAAACUAUUGAGCUCGAUGAUGUUACUUUCCACCAAUGUGUAAAUUUGACAAGAUUCAAUUCAGAAAAGACUGUCAGCUUCGUACCACCAGAUGGUGAAUUUGAACUGAUGAAGUACCGGAUUACUGAAGGAGUAAAUCUUCCUUUCCGCGUAUUGCCUACAAUCAAGGAAUUAGGUCGUACACGAAUGGAAGUGAAUGUUAAGGUUAAGAGCGUGUUUGGUGCGAAAAUGUUUGCUCUUGGAGUUGUCAUUAAAAUUCCGGUGCCAAAGCAAACUGCAAAAGCAAGCUUCCAGGUGACAUCAGGGAGAGCAAAGUACAAUCCAUCCAUUGACAGUUUGGUCUGGAAGAUUAGAAAAUUUCCUGGUCAAACUGAGUCAACAUUGAGUGCUGAAGUGGAGUUGAUUUCAACAAUAGCAGAGAAGAAGUCCUGGACUAGGCCACCAAUUCAGAUGGAAUUCCAGGUUCCCAUGUUUACAGCGUCUGGAUUGCGAGUACGUUUCCUCAAGGUAUGGGAAAAGAGUGGUUACAACACAGUUGAAUGGGUUCGCUAUAUCACAAAAGCUGGCUCUUAUGAGAUUAGGUGCUGAAUAAAAUAGGUAAGCUGAUCUAGUUUAAAGGAUCAGAAUUAUGGAAGUCCAAGAUAUAGUGGCACCAUUUUGCUAUGCUGGAAAUGCAACUUAUGCAUCUAUUAUGAGGGCUUUUAAACACGGUUUGUCUAUAGUAUAUUUGGUGUUUGAAAUUUAUUAUUUUGUUGUACAGGUUAGUUCUUUACGAGGACUAAGAAAAGGUUUCAUUUCCAUUCUAUUUGUAUAUUUGACAUAUGCUCCCUUAAGAAAAUAUUUCUUUUCCUCUUUUGAUCAAUGGAGUGAUGAAAACCAUCGGAGAUAGGUAAUUUCUUUA